Molecule: messenger RNA, 1440 nt
Organism: Paramecium tetraurelia
Lineage: Eukaryota; Ciliophora; Oligohymenophorea; Peniculida; Parameciidae
Exons: 7
Biological process (GO): post-transcriptional regulation of gene expression
Cellular component (GO): cytoplasm
Molecular function (GO): mRNA binding
Source: RefSeq, a predicted model, not a curated record
AUGGCAUCUUAAAGUGAAGAAAAAGAUUUAAUAGGAUCCAUAUUAAGUGGUACUUCUAAUUAACUAUUCACAGACGAUGAGAUUAAAUUAGUGCCAAGUUUGUGCAAGAGAAGAAAGAAUUUAUCACUAAAAUCGAAAGAAUUCAAUCCUGAAUAGCAUGUCAAUUAGCAAGAUAUUCACACUUCGAAUGCCAGCAUAAUUUCUACAGGAUAGGUAUCUUAAUAGAAAUAGCGAAUAUUUUUUCAUACAUAAACAUCUAUAGAAAUACAGUCUUAACUAUCUAGUGCCUUAAUUUAAACAUCAGAGUAGGAAGUCUGUGGUUCAGCAGAGAAUUUUUAAUCAUUGGAUUCAAUAGAGAAACCGUAGAUCAAUUACAAAGGCAAAAAGCAUCUUACUGUAUAACCAUUAGAAUAUUAACACACACAAUGUUAGUUUAAAAGUGACCAAAGUCUUGAUGGGAAAAUGUAACUUAGUUAAAUGGAUCUUAAUUGUUAGGAAUAAAUAUGUGGCAACCAAUUUAUAAAUAGAAAAUUAUAAAAUGCUUUGGAUGGUAAUGAUUCCAAUCAGAAAAGACUCAUUUUUUGUUAGGUUGAAAAGAUAUGUGUAAAAGCAGCUAAGGACAUGUUCGGUAAUUAUACAGUGUAAAAACUAUUUGAUGUUGCAGAUUGCGAUUAAAAAUUUAAAUUAUAUUCUCUCUUGAUUAGUCAUAUUCUGGAAUUAUCAAAAAACUAAUAUGCUUGUAGAGUUGUUCAAAAGAUGAUAGAAUUCGUAAAAGGUUCUCCUGAACAUAUUGAAUCAUUCUUCAAAACACUUUAUCCACAUAUUCAUUAAUUAUUAAAUGAUGUUAAUGGCAAUUAUGUUUUGCUCUCUUGUUUUGAAAUAUUAGACAAAUCUACAUUACUGUUUAUCAUACCAUACAUUGAAGAAUGUAUUGCAAUUCUCUCAAAACAGACUUAUGGUUGUAGAUUAAUUCAAAAAGUCUUAGAACUCUAUCCUUUGGAGAUAACCUAAAGGAUUUUAGAUAUAUUGAUUUCUUUCGCCUAUUAAUUAUGCUAUUAGGAAUUCGGAAACUACAUAAUCUAAUACCUUCUGAAGAGUGGGCCACAAAAGGAAAGAUUAAUUAUUAGCCAAAUUAUUAAGGAAAAUUUCGAAAAAUUAAGUAUUAAUAAGUUUGGUAGCAAUACUGUUGAAAAGUAUAUCGAUCUAAUGGGACCUUCCUAAAUUAUUAAGAACUUAUGUACAAAAUCAAAUGAUUAAUUUGUAUUUUAUAACUUAUCCAUCCAUCCUUUUGGAAAUUAUGUUAUAAAAAAAGUUCUAAUAAGUGCGGAUCCAUCAGUUCAUUAUCUAAAAUAAUUAUUGAAACAGCAUCCAGAUCUUAUUUAAUAAAUUAAAAACUCGGAAUUCGGAUAAAGAGUUGGUUUAAUUUUGGAUACUGUAUGA